UUAAUCUGCAGGGGGCACCAGAACAUCAGCUAUGGAGUGGCUCGGAGAGGUACCAGUUGUAACAGUACUGGGCUGUCACUUGGAAAUAUACCUGCUCUGUGAAUAGAGAGGAGAGGCAGAAGUGUAGGAGCUAAAGGAGGAGUCAGUUGCUAUCAAUGAAAGUGGGAAAUAGAUGUGCUCUCCCUCUCAUUGCCACAAACACAUCCUCCUAAAGUACAACCGGAUUGCACAGAGCACCGAGGCAAAACACAGGAGCAUGGAGACAGCCGUCGUACGUAGCUCUCCUUAAAGACAUUACUUCUCUGGAGCCCAUCAAAGGAUUACUACCAUAGGGACGGCUGAUUUAUAAAUAUAUUGAUGCUUCGGGAGAGGAAAAUCUGAUUGUCAGUUCCAAGUCACCUGCUACAUUUUACCAUGAAUACCAGCAACGUCUUCUCUGUUCAGGCUGUCCUGGUGAACGCCACUCUGGACCCCAACGAGACACUUUUUCUCAACAACCUCAGCAGGAUGGGAUUCUGCGAGCAGGUCUUGAUAAAGACCGAGGUCUUUUUAACCCUUGGGAUCAUCAGCUUGCUGGAGAACAUCCUGGUGAUCCUCGCUAUCCUCAAAAACAAAAACCUCCACUCGCCCAUGUACUUUUUCCUCUGCAGCCUGGCCGUGGCUGAUAUGCUGGUCAGCGUGUCCAAUGCCCUGGAGACGAUUGUGAUCGCCAUUCAGAACAAGUACUUGAUCAUGGGGGACUACCUGCUGCAGCAUUUGGAUGACGUAUUUGACUCUAUGAUCUGCAUUUCUUUAGUAGCCUCCAUAUGUAACCUCUUGGUCAUUGCCAUCGACAGGUACAUCACCAUAUUUUACGCCCUGCGAUAUCACAGCAUUAUGACGGUGAAAAAAGCCAUCACCUUGAUCGUGGUCAUCUGGACUUCGUGCAUCAUUUGUGGCAUCGUGUUCAUUGUCUACUCCGAAAGCAAAACCGUCAUCGUGUGUCUCAUCACCAUGUUCUUCACCAUGUUGAUCCUCAUGGCCACCAUGUACGUGCACAUGUUUUUGUUUGCCCGGCUGCACGUGAAACGGAUCGCUGCCCUCCCAGUGGACGGCGUGGUCCAGCAACGCACGUGCAUGAAGGGAGCUAUCACCAUUACCAUACUCCUUGGAGUCUUUGUUGUCUGUUGGGCACCAUUCUUUCUCCACCUCAUCCUGAUCAUUUCAUGCCCCUCCAAUACAUAUUGUGUCUGCUACACGUCCUACUUCAACACAUACCUCAUACUGAUCAUGUGCAACUCAAUCAUCGACCCUCUCAUCUAUGCUUUCCGGAGUCUAGAGAUGCGGAAAACCUUCAAAGAAAUCAUAUGCUGCUAUGGCAUGAAUUUUGGGAAAUGUGGGUAGUGGUUAGAGCUUUUAAUAGGUGGGGGUAUUUGGCUAUUAAGCCAUAAAGACCUAUUUAUGGUUUGGGACGACCACUUUGCCCAAGAACUCUUCAUUGUAUGGAGCGUGCCAAUGGGAUUAAAACAUGCUGCACUUUGUAGUACAUAUAUUAUAUAUAAGGUAUCUGGGUAAUUAGACUUAACAAAGGUGAAAAACAAAUGUGAUCCAUCCAAUCUGUAUUAUUUGGGUGGGAUAAGGUCUUUAUUUUUUUAUAUAUUUGAAACAUGUCAACUAUAAAGGGCAGGAAAGAUGGAGUUAUUUACAGUAUUUUAAUUAUAUGAAUGGAGUUACAUGUAGUUUCUGACCCAGGUUAACACCAGCCCUCUCAAAGGGAAACUAUCAUGAAAUCAAAUGGAGUAAUGUGGACAAAUUCGGAACUUAUAAAGAGUUAAAUGUAACUUUGCUUUCUUUCUGCCAGGAUCUCAUGUCUUGUGAAUGCCAGACGUAACAUGAUUUAGGUCUCGCUGGGUCCUGCAGAGCCUCACUCGCCUUACACAACGUCUGUACAUUCAUAAACAUUCCGUUAUAAAAGGAAGCCGACCUUGAAAGAUCGUAGACACCGUGUAUAAACGGAGCAUCAUUUUAGUUGUCAGCUUGUGUGAAAUAGAAAAACUACAUUUAACUCUUUAUAAGGCUGAAAUUGUACAACAAAAAACAAUACUUUCCCAGAUACCCCAAACUAUCCCCCAAAAAGGCAUUUGUGGUUGUGUAUGUGUGUGUGUGUCACUAUAAAUGUAUUUUUUAUAUAGUGUGACUGGUAGUUUCAUGUAAAACACUGCUGGAUAGAAUGUUGCAGACAUCACCAAUAUCAGAUUUAAAUCAGCGGUGUAGCUUUAAAUUGCCCCCAACAAAUCAAGCUUGAAAAAAAGUGCCUCGUGUUUAUUAGGAUUAAUGGGGAUCUAGAAUGGGUUCGUUGACGUGAAAUGUGUGUGCUGUAAAUGCAAUGACCGAGUUCAGGGACCUUCCAGCGGAUGAGGUUCUCUUCUCAGAUACAGUAUGUGAUUCAAAUACUAAUGAGACAUAAAAGAUGUUGAGACCCACCGUCGAUCAAUUGCUACAGGCUAUACAAAGGGUUCAGCCUGUAGCAAUGAAACGGUUUGGUUGAUGUUGAUGUCUACUUUGAGCCAAUAAAAGCACUUGUGCAUUACAAAAAAUUGGACCGGUGUGCUACAGUAUCCUUGGAUAUUUCUAUGACUUAUUCUGACCCUCAGCAGGGGGUAUUAUAGACUGUUUAGCACAUGAAAAUGUUGGUAACAGGUGGAGCACUCUAAUUUAGUGUUUCAUGAUGAGACCUGAUAGGGAAUUUAUUUUAUGGUGGGACCUUAUUUCAAAACUGGACUUAAUUUGAUGAUGGAGCUGUAUUUCAUGAUGAGGCUAAAUGGCACGAUGGGACAAUUCAAGGUGGAACUUAAUGUCAUGAAUCAACCUGAUGGGAACUGAUUAUAUAAUGAGACAUUAUUUCAAAAUAGGUCUUUAUUUCUAGAUGAGACCUGAUGGGACUUUAUUUCAUGAUGAGACUUGAAGGGAUUUUAUUUAAUGGAACCUUAUUUCAUGAUGGGACUUCAUUCCAUGAUGGGACCUUAUUUUAUGAUGGGACUUUAUUCCAUGA
Messenger RNA from Xenopus laevis (African clawed frog), 3031 nucleotides. RefSeq names its product melanocortin 3 receptor L homeolog (gene mc3r.L). Gene Ontology annotation, molecular function: melanocortin receptor activity; G protein-coupled receptor activity. The record is from RefSeq and is a predicted model, not a curated record. Gene Ontology annotation, cellular component: plasma membrane; membrane. The transcript has a single exon. The coding region runs from base 415 to 1383 and encodes 322 amino acids. NCBI's taxonomy places the organism in Eukaryota, Metazoa, Chordata, Amphibia, Anura, Pipidae. Gene Ontology annotation, biological process: signal transduction; G protein-coupled receptor signaling pathway.